Ipomoea nil (Japanese morning glory) is the source of this 620-nucleotide messenger RNA. RefSeq names its product probable E3 ubiquitin-protein ligase XERICO. The coding region runs from base 132 to 599 and encodes 155 amino acids. The record is from RefSeq and is a predicted model, not a curated record. The transcript has 2 exons. NCBI's taxonomy places the organism in Eukaryota, Viridiplantae, Streptophyta, Magnoliopsida, Solanales, Convolvulaceae.
UGUUGAACUGAAGCACACAAUCAAUUACUCUCUCCCUAUCUCUUCUUCAUUUCUUGUGGGCCUCAAAUUACAAGCUCUGAUCCCAUUUCUCCCAUUCUCAUGAUAUAUACUAUCUAGGUUUUUCUUCAACCAUGGGCUUGCUACCUUAUUCACCGUCGUCAUCUGAUGCCGGAAUCCCAUGCAGAGUUCUAAUGAGCUUCGCCGCCGUGGUUUCCAUUAUAAAGGAAGUCCUUGUUUGCAUUGUUGGAUAUGCCGGAAUAAGCAUCUCCAAGUGGGAAUAUGAUGGGUCCGUCGAGGCGCUGAGCUCGCCGGAAACCCCCAUAAGUCCCUCGGAAUUUUACGUUAGCGCGUUCAAGAAGGCGAGCCAUCCGGUUCGGCGGUACGAUUCCGGCAGGGAAACCGGGGAGGAAUGUUUGGUUUGCCUUGAGGAACUGUUUGAGGAAGAUGGAGAUGGUUGGGUGUACAAGUUGGUGUGUGGACAUGCCUUCCAUGUGGUGUGCAUGGAGACAUGGGUGAGGCAUUGCAAUUUAAGUUGCCCUCUUUGUAGGGCUAACGUUGUACCUCUUCUUGAAGAGGAGGAAUCUAUCUACCCAAUGUAAUAAAAUAUACCUUAGCUUCUU